UGCAGGCCCACUGAGAGCAGAAAAGGGAGGUGGGGAUGGUUUUCCCUUUCGAUUAAGGGAAAAGAGGAGGAGAGAGAGCUGGAAAGGGGUGUCAGAUGGUUGAGUCUCCAGGACUUCACAUUCAGUUUGCUCAUGAUUAGAACAGGGCGAAGGGAAGAAGGGGGAAAGAGGCUGAACAAGGGGCCACAGAGUGAAAGUAAAAAUUAAAGGGGGCUUGGAAAGUACCAGAAGGAUCAGCAGACCAGACCAGGCUGAGACACAGUGUGGAGACACAGUGUGGUGUGCAGAAGACAAUCGAUACACACACCUACGAGGAAAUCUUAGGGAUUUAAAAGUUGUUUAUGGAGACAGUCAUCAGCACAGCGCCAUAAACUUGGUCGUCAUAAAAAAGACAAAGCAUAAUGGGAAACACUGAGCCAAUGGGCCGGUAGAAGCAUGGUACCAACAGUUGUGUUGCUUUUAUCAGUAUUGACUGUACAAGGAAGCGCUGAGUGCGAUGAUCUGAAGAAAGCGACAGUCAGUAACCUCAAAAAAUCCAUCAAGCAAGAGCGACAGAUCGGAUUUCUGAAAGUCUUUCCAAAAAAUUACUACGUUCAGCAUCAUCUUAAUGGAAGCACCAAGUGUGAGGAACCGUGCUGUGUGUUCAGGGCGGUCAUGCUUCUUUCACAUUCCUGGGAGCAGCUCCUACUGCACCUCGAACCUAUUCACAUCAAACAUACAUUCAUCACUGAGCUGAUGUUUAACUUGAAUAUUAUUGGGGAGGAGGGCUUUCAGGAAACUCCAGAUCCUUCCUUCUUCCCGUCUGUUCACUCCUCUCCUGGAGCUCUACUCGACUUCACCUCUGAGGUUUUCUCUAAAUGGCUGGAUCUGAACUGUCCUGUUGGAGAUAGAACUUGCGUCUUUGCCACCCCAGCACCAGCGGAAGAAGAAAUUGCUGAAGGAGUGGUUGAGAAGUUGCGUUGUGAGAAAAGUGGAGACAGAGCAAAACGAUGUGUGACUAACAGAGACAUGGGACGGUCUGCUUCUCCUCUGCUUUUGCUUUGUACCAUGUUUUCUCUGAGGAUGCUUCUGGAUGUGGUACUGGGAGAGCUCGGAUAAGGGCAAAGCUUUGUACAUAAUGAAAAACUGAGGGAUCAUGACUGAUCAUACUUAGUAUUUGUAUAUGGUACUAUAAUUUGUAAAGGUUGAACUAAUUAUUUGUUAAUGAAGAAGAUGUAUUUGC
Messenger RNA from Trichomycterus rosablanca, 1222 nucleotides. RefSeq lists its product as uncharacterized. The record is from RefSeq and is a predicted model, not a curated record. Lineage: Eukaryota; Metazoa; Chordata; Actinopteri; Siluriformes; Trichomycteridae. The transcript is spliced from 5 exons. The coding region runs from base 436 to 1098 and encodes 220 amino acids.